This is a messenger RNA of Helobdella robusta, 1551 nucleotides long. RefSeq lists its product as hypothetical. Gene Ontology annotation, cellular component: mitochondrion. The record is from RefSeq and is a predicted model, not a curated record. The coding region runs from base 1 to 1551 and encodes 516 amino acids. Lineage: Eukaryota; Metazoa; Annelida; Clitellata; Rhynchobdellida; Glossiphoniidae. The transcript is spliced from 12 exons. Gene Ontology annotation, biological process: tRNA modification. Gene Ontology annotation, molecular function: tRNA dimethylallyltransferase activity.
AUGCGAAUGUUAAGAAACAUUUUUAUAGCGAGGAGAUUGUUGAGUUCAAUGAGCACAAAAAUUGUAAACGAUCCGGUAAUUGUCAUCUUGGGGUCCACAGGAGUCGGCAAGUCUCAGUUGGCUGUGGAAGUUGCCAAGGAAUUUGAUGGUGAAGUCGUCAACGCUGAUGCUAUGCAGAUUUACAAAGGGUUGGACAUAGUGACCAACAAAAUCUCAGUCACUGACCAGCUUAGUGUACCUCACCAUCUUCUAGAUUGCAUCUGCCCGUAUACAUCAAAUUACAAUGUUCUCAGUUACAAAAAUGCUGCUACACAAAUUAUCAGUGAUGUGCACGCUAGAAAUAAAGUUCCGGUAAUCGUUGGGGGUACUAAUUAUUACAUUGAAGCUCUACUCUGGGACUUUGUUCUACCGCAGGUGACAAAAAAAUCUUCACCGACAGAAAAAGUCCUUGAUAAUUUGGUCGAUGACUAUGAAAGGUUAAAACAAAUUGAUUUGGAGAGCGCAUUACAAAUUCACCCAAAUGAUACCAGGAAGGUUAAAAGAGCCCUUGAAGUUUUCGAGGACACUGGAGAAACUAAGUCAUCUUUGCUAAAAAAACAGAAAUUACAACAUUUUAUACAGCAAAAUCAGCAACAGCAGCCACAGGAAAAGAUGAGUUAUGAUAAGAUGCUAAGUGGUCCUCUGAAGUAUAAAAACAUCUGCAUGAUUUGGCUACAAUGUGACCAGAAUGUUUUAGAUGAAAGAAUUAAUAAAAGAGUGGAUUCCAUGUUGAAGAUGGGUCUUAUCAAGGAGUUAUUGGCUUUCCAUAAAAAGUAUCUUAGCGCUAACAAGUCACCAGAUUAUAAGAGGGGUUUAUUCCAGAGUAUUGGUCUGAAAGAGUUCCACGACUACCUGGUUAAAGUGAAUAGUGACAUGUUUAAAAGUGGAGAAGAUCAUAAAUCCUUGCAAACAGCUCUUGAAAAGGGGAUAGCUGAUAUGAAACUUGCAACUAGGAGUUUUUAUUUUUCUGGAAUUUUCACUGAAUUUUUUCUGGAACUCAUUUUUAAGCAUAUUCUAGACAGGGGACUCGAUAGCGAAAUGGAAAUGACGUCAUCGUCGCCAAGCUCUAGUUCUCCAUCAACAACGUCACCGGCCUCUGCAGUACCAUUGUUAUAUGGUCUCCAUUCAACGAACGUUGAGCAAUGGCACGAUGCAGUUAAAAAGCCUGCUUUUCAGAUUAUUCAUAAUUUUCUUACGCACCAGCCCAUAACUCAACCCCCGCUGUCGCUGGUUACGAAGUAUAACCCUUCUCUAUACAACGUAUGUGAGGAGUGUAAGAAAAUUUUUGUCAAGCUUAUCGACUGGAAAUGUCACAUGUCAAGUAGGCGCCACAAAAAGACAGUUCAACGCAACAAGCGUUUGAAGAAUGAAAAUUUAGGGGAUAAUACAAUCAGUGAAUCGACUCUAUCAUCGUCGUCGUCGUCGUCGCGAUCGUCUGAUGAUGAGGCAAAAACCCAAAACUACAAGACAAUUAGCAUGAAGAAUGAACUGGAUAGACAAAAAAUGAUUUAA